UCUGGAUAGGAGUGCCAGUCAGUAGCAAGAAGUCGGCGAAGGAAGUGCGAAUCGUUUAGUGUUCUACGAGCGGUGUGGUGCGAUUGUCGGUUUGUACUCAGCAAAGCUUAAACAUGAGUCAUUGGCCUGAAGGUGUCGGCAUUUUGGCCAUUGAGCUGAUUUUUCCGUCACAAUACGUGGAACAAAGUGAACUGGAAGUGUAUGACAAGGUUCCAGCAGGGAAAUACACACUGGGACUUGGUCAGAGCAGGAUGGGCUUCUGUACUGACAGAGAGGACAUCAACUCCCUCUGUCUUACCGUUGUUAGCAAACUCAUGCAGAGAAAUAACAUUGACUAUUCCAGCAUUGGAUAUCUACAGGUUGGGACAGAAACCAUAAUAGAUAAAUCCAAAAGCGUAAAGACUGUACUGAUGCAGCUGUUUGAGGAGAGUGGUAACCAUGAUGUCGAGGGCAUAGACACUACUAACGCCUGCUAUGGCGGUACUGCUGCUUUGUUCAAUGCUCUGGCGUGGAUCGAAUCUAGUUCAUGGGAUGGGCGCCUAGCUCUUGUAGUGGCAUCAGACAUUGCUGUGUAUGCAAAGGGUAAUGCACGUCCUACAGGAGGAGCCGGGGCUGUUGCAAUGCUAGUGGGACCCAGUGCACCACUUGUCAUAUGCAGAGGAGUUCGUGCUACAUAUAUGGCACAUGCUUACGACUUCUACAAACCAGAUCUUUUGUCAGAAUAUCCUACAGUUGAUGGGAAGCUUUCAGUACAGUGCUAUCUAAAAGCACUCGAUUUCUGUUAUCACCUGUUUUGUUCAAAGAUUGAGAAGUAUCAGACAAAUGAAGGACAUGAAAAUCAGCCUAUUGAUAUCCAGUAUUGGGACGCAUUUCUGUUUCACUCUCCCUACUGCAAGCUGGUUCAGAAAUCUCUAGCUCGGCUUGUCCUUAAUGACUUUGUGAGGACACCAGAAAAGGAGCGUUCAAAGAAGUUUCCUGGACUUGAGCACUUGGGAAAUGUGAAGCUGGAAGACACAUAUUUCAACCGUGAUAUUGAGAAGGCAUUUAUGGACUACAGUAGAAGUAUCUUUGAGGAGAAAACAAAGCCUUCUCUCUUGAUAUCUAAACAAGUGGGAAAUAUGUAUACCACAUCUCUUUAUGGAGGUCUUGUAUCACUUUUAAUUAGCAGAGACAUCCAUGAGCUAGCUGGCAAACGCGUGUGUCUCUUCUCAUAUGGUUCUGGGCUGGCCUCCUCCAUGUACUGUUUGCGCAUUUCAACAAAUGUCAGACCUGGAUCCUCUCUUAAUCGUCUUAUUGAAAAUCUUUCACAUAUUAAAUCACUACUGGAUCAACGUAAAAGAGUUACUCCAGAAGAGUUUGCACAGAUUAUGGAGCUACGUGAACAGAAUCACCACAAGGCACCUUACAUACCAUCGGCUUCACCUGAUGUGCUGUUUCCAGGGACUUGGUACCUGGAAAGCGUGGAUACAAUGCACCGCCGCAAGUACAAACGUGUUCCACAAGAACAUGUUUAGAUAAACCAGCAUAUACAUGAUGCUGUACAGCUGUUCUUAUGGUUAUUAAUACAAAAAAUGAAUGAAACACCAUUAAAGUCUGAACAGCACUCUCUACAAACUUCAUGAUAAGGGAUGUAGGAUCAUAACAGGGACUGUGUUGGUUGCAGCAUAUGCUAUCGGAGUAAUCAGAAUGCACAAGAAUUGUCUAGUGACCCUUCAAGAACUUGAGUCUUAUAUAGAAAAGGAGAGUUCUGAACCUGAGUUCUCUUAUGUUCCUAUCCUUCAUUAACCAGAAUGGUAUGUGAAAGGCUGUGAAAUAUCUAAACACACAGCAACAUUUCUCAACAGAGAAAUAUGACUGCAGUACUGACCUAAUAGAUCUGAAGUUACAAGACUGAAUAGCUUUCACACACAAGUAAAGCAUGGAUUUUCUCUGAAACACUUGAGUAUAAUUUUUUUUCUGAUCCUGAAAUAUUGUGCUUACAUGCAGAUGUAAUGAAUAGUUAUUUAGUUUGCCCCAAGAACCAAAAUUAAUAUCUAGUAGAAUUCACUUUAUUUUGAACACAGGAAAGUAGGAUACAGCCAAGUUCAAUUUCUGUAAGUUAUUAAUUUAAGAAAAAUCAAAUAGCUUAAAUUAAGAAAUAGGUGUUGUCAGUUUUUCACAAAACCAAAUAAAUUAAAAAUUUGUAUAGAAUCAUAUUAGAAGUAGAAGAUAAAAUCUAAAUAUCACUGUAAAAGUUAAGUGGUGAGUCUGGGGUACAUUUUCACACUUCAGCAACCUCAGUACUAAAUAAAGAGUCAAAUUACAUUUCAACCUCCAGAGAAAAUAAUAGAGGAGUCAUUCUCCAGUUAGGAAUUUCAAAAAUUGACAAGUCCUUUACAUCCAACUAAACAUCAAUUGUCACUUCCAUAUGUGUCUCAGUUAAGUUAGUGAAGAUAGAGUCUUAAUGAAUAUGUACAGCCCUCUUAUACUUCCCCUGAAUCCCAGCUAAGCUGCUUCUGCCAAUUUGACUCACAUAGCCGAUCGCUAAAAAAGUGAUAAAGUAUUUUUUGUUACCACAGAAACAAUCAUAUUCCAUUUUGGAGAUAAAUUGUAACUUACAAACCCACUUUAGCAUGCCAGU
This is a messenger RNA of Cryptotermes secundus, 2620 nucleotides long. RefSeq names its product hydroxymethylglutaryl-CoA synthase 1. The coding region runs from base 114 to 1514 and encodes 466 amino acids. The record is from RefSeq and is a predicted model, not a curated record. Gene Ontology annotation, molecular function: hydroxymethylglutaryl-CoA synthase activity. NCBI's taxonomy places the organism in Eukaryota, Metazoa, Arthropoda, Insecta, Blattodea, Kalotermitidae. The transcript is spliced from 9 exons. Gene Ontology annotation, biological process: acetyl-CoA metabolic process.